AUGGUUCACGAUGGAUGGCACCUUACGUUGCAACGGGAUCUUAUUAAUAGUCCAGUGGUCGCUGAUACCCUCUACUAUGACCUCCUCGAGGUCCACGUCGAGGCCACUGCGGCUGAGAUCAAAAAGGCUUACAAGAAGAAGGCCAUGAAGCAUCACCCCGACAAGAACCCGGAUGACCCGACCGCCCACGAGACCUUCCAGGCUAUCGGCCAGGCUUACGAGACAUUAAUAGACCCUAACGAAAGUCGAGGACAAUCCGUCGUUGUUGUUGACUGGGUGGAACGGCCUUUUAGAGCUUUGACGAGUGAAGCGGCCGAUGCGGCGACCAGCGCGGUGUCUUCCCUGAAGCAAGCUAACAGCCAGCGAGCAACCUACGACCAGUACGGACCAGAGGGUGCGCCCCGCGGCGGUGGUAUGCCGGACGACCUGUUCAACGAGAUGUUCGGUGGCAUGGGCGGAUUUGGAGGAUCCUUCGCCUUCGACCCGGCAGGACCCGGUCCGCGACCCCGGCGAGGACAUGUUACGAACAUCGAGUACAAGAUCUCACUCGAGGAGGCGUACAAGGGCAAAAAGGUCAUCAUGAUGCUGCAGCGUGACCGAAUCUGCAAGCACUGCAAAGGGCGCGGCGGACGUGAGGGCAUGAAGAUGACGAAGUGUGGCAAGUGUGAGGGCAAGGGAAUCGUCUUCGCCGACCGUCAUCUUGCUCCUGGUAUCGUGGGCAAGGUGCGUUCGCCGUGUCCGGACUGCGAUGGCACCGGACAGCACAUCCGCGAGAAGGACCGCUGCAAGAAGUGCGAGGGCAAGAAGGUGCGGAAGGAGAAGAAGCGCGUCGAGUUCAUGAUCGACCCGGGAACAGAGGACGGAGAACGCAUCGCGCUGCGCGGCGAGGGCGACGAGGAGCCAGACGUGCCGCCAGGCGACGUCAUCUUCCACAUCAACAUUGGCGGUCACGGUACCUUCUCUCGCAACCCGAUGUACCCGCAGGACUUGCGCGUGAUGGUCCCGAUAUCGCUGUCCGAGGCUCUCCUCGGCAUCAACCGUGUGGUCGUCAAGCACCUCGACGGACGAGGCAUCCGCAUCGUGAGCCAGCGCGGCGAGCGUGUUAUCAAGCACGGUGACGAGGCCAGGAUACGCGGGGAGGGCAUGCCGAUCCGCGGCGGAGGGAAGGGUGACCUCGUCAUCAAGUUUGAGGUGCAGAUGCCGGGUCCGUCGUGGGCGUCGCGCCAGGACGGCAACAACGUCCAGCUUCCGGGACCGUUGGACGACAUCGCGCUUGACGAGGGCGCCGAGGUCGUUGAGCGGUAUCUCUCAUAG
Molecule: messenger RNA, 1314 nt
Organism: Trichosporon asahii var. asahii CBS 2479
Lineage: Eukaryota; Fungi; Basidiomycota; Tremellomycetes; Trichosporonales; Trichosporonaceae
Product: chaperone regulator
Exons: 6
Coding region: 1-1314 (437 amino acids)
Biological process (GO): protein refolding
Cellular component (GO): cytoplasm
Molecular function (GO): Hsp70 protein binding
Source: RefSeq, a predicted model, not a curated record